AUGGACCCUUUCACUCAGAACAUACUAGAGCGCGCAGAAAAACGGGCUGCUGCCCUCGGCAUUACGAAUACUUCAAAGUUUCCUCUGUCGGAGUUCAAUUAUGAAACGGACAAACAAUCUACGGGAGCAUCGCCUAAGAAGAAGGUUGUGGCGAAGAAGCAUUCUGCUCCGAAGCCCCCCACCGCGGCAACGAGCGUCGUUUCUACGCGUACGGCAACGGAUGGUGAACGUACCACCACGGUGGACAUUGGAGGUCAGGAUAACUGCGAUGUGGCACUGGAAAUAAACAUCACCACCAGUGCCAACCUGCAGGUCGAUCUAGGCGUCAAGGAGUUGGAGAAUGAUGGAAGUGUUAAAAAGCAGUGGGAACACAACAUAGUACGUGCCAUUGAGACGGCGGUCGCUGCCGAAGGCGAAAAGGAAAAUAAUGCCGAGACGAGAUGCAUCAUACGUGAUCAGUCUCGAAAUCAGCUACAGCGUCUUGGCACGCUGUACUCUGAUACGCAAGAUCUGUCUUCGCCGGUACACCGAACCGAGGGCCGAUUUCAUGAGGACGUGAAGCAAAGUAACAAGCCGAAACCAAAGCUGGCAAAGCUAGCGAUGUUGGCCGAUUCGAUCAACAAUUGGGAGGACGAUACGUCUCAUCCAGACAUUACGCACCAUCGCGAAACGAUCGUGCCGGGUAGAGAGAAAAAAUCACCAAAUCGACUUCAAAGCCCAAAACGCACAGGAGGAGAUGCAUACGCGGGUACAGGUGCAACUCCGAAGAAGUAUCCUGCACCCAAUCCGCCAAAAUCGAUUUUAAGUCCGCAUAAACCGGCCGUAAGCGCGGAGGCGUUGGGAGCAACAGGUAAACCGCAGCAAACAAAGAGUCUCAAAUGGGAUCAAAAGGUAAUGGACACACUUGAAUCACAAGGUUUCCAAAGGCGCGAAUCGACCGCACCAAAACUGGUGUACGAUUAUAAGGAUGAAAGGGAUGGGAAAAAACCCGACAAUUUUCGUGCUCCGACGGCAUCGUCCGCUAAUACUAUGUCUCGAGAGCGUAGCUCCACCCAAAUGGACAAAGCUGCUGAGAGUAAAAAACCCACAAUUGUGCAGGAACAGAAAAAGAAUCCCGGGGCAGGGAUUGCAGCUCCGAAACAAGGCGGGCUGGUUUCGGGACGGGCAGCCAUGUUCGAAAAACCCUCAGGCCGUCGGCAGUCAAUUUUAAAACCAGGGCAAAAAGAUCCCGCCGAAAUGUCGCUUAAAGAACGCAUGGCUAUAUUCGAAAAGAACAAGGGUGCUGCGUUGGUGCCGAAGGCGGCAUUCGGCAUAAGUCCGUCGAUACGACAAAUUACCGGAAAUAAGGAUGGUGGAAAGUCUUCCUCGUCUCCAUCUUCAUGUGCCGCCAUCCAAGGCGCCGGUUUUGGAAGUAUUACACAGCAAGCCAAGUUGGUCGCACCGGCGUCACCGCAAAGCAAACCGAAAUCGGAACUGGGAAAACCGGCUCCAAAGAUUGAAACGAAAGCCACUGGAUCGGCCAUUCGAAAUACAGUGGAGGCGUUGAUGUCCGACACCAGCACGAUAUCGCAAUCGGAAAUAGCGGAAGAAAUUCGUCGUAUGCGACAACAAGAGAUGGAGAUGUUGCUCAAUCGCUUUACCAAGCCGUCGGAUAUGUCUUCGGAUACAGUUUCGCAUGAAUCCCAACCCAUCCCGUCUGCCCCUCCGAUGCCACCGGAGGGCUACUUGACGGCCAGUGGCAAGAAGAAAAAAUCCACCGAGAAUAACGACAACCAUCCUGGAUUGCCUACCAAGCGUCGCAGCGAUGGUACGAACGACAGUCCUGGUGUGAUUGCUGCCCUAGACGAUGUGAAGCGCAUCCGAGUGUCGGCAACGAACAAGGAUGGUCGUAUGUAUCCGGCCCUGAGCGACAUUGAAACGACCGGAACUGAAUCCGGUGAUGAGGCUGCUCCAGGUGAUGAUUACACCACUGCCACCAUGUCUGGGUCGGAAUCAUCGGAGCGUCCCUACCGCACAUGCUAUGGAAAUAUAGGCGAUGAUGCGCAUGCUGAGAUGGUUGAUGAAGAGGAAGAUGAUUACGACGACGAUGAAUAUGAGCAGCACGAGGUGGAUGAGGAUGACGACAGUUUCAUGUAUUCUGACGACGAAGCGAACAUCGCGAACGUUAGCCUAGGGCGUGAGAUUUUGCAAGCUGUCCAGCUGAAUGAUCGCCGUUCGAGCCGUGGAAAGCGUCAGAGUCAAAACUGGAACGUAAGUUGCCCAAAUGAACAGAAUCCUCCGGCCUCGAAAACUGUUUCGUUUGGUCCUGAGCAUUCCAACGGGAGCGGAGGUUCGGAUCAGCUGGAAGACAGUGAUCUGGUCGAUGCGUGCCUCGAGGAAGCGUUUGUUGACGAAGAAGAAGAGGACAGUGAAGCAUUCGAUACACCUCGUAAGUCGUCAGUUUCGUCCAAUAGUUUUUCCUACCAAAAACAUUCGGGACACGGUGGCGAUCGUUGCGCCACAAUUGACGAAGAAUCGACCACAAAGGUAACGAAUUGUGGUGCGAACAAGCGAAAAUCCGCCACUCCGCGUAGAAGCAAAGGUGGUGCGGUCGAUUACAGCAGUCCCGUGCGUUCGGAGCUGCAGGUGAAACCAACCGACGAUGACAACAUGGUAACGCUGGUCCACACCGUCAGCUUUUAUCGCCGUCAGCAGCAACAUCAAAAUGCACUAACUCCUCGCAAGGUUCCACGAACUCCUGUAACGACGAAAGCGACAGCAUCAUCAUCCGUUGGCACCGGCAGAGUAGAUUUCACAGCAGCAAACGGCUCGGAUGAAGAGGAUGACGAUGAGGAGGUUUCUAGCACUGCUGAAUCGACGUCCACCGGCACUGAGGAAGGAGAGUUUCUGGUGCAGGAGAAGGUAAAGAAGCUGUUAGACGAAGUGUGCAAACAGCAGACGAUCAUUGCCCAGGCCAGUCAGGCACUAAAUCUAUGUGCUGCUACGAUCGAGUUCUCUGGUUCGACGGAAUCGGCUGAAGGCGAGCGGCAUCUACUUGUUGCAACUCAUCGACGUCAAGCUAUUUUGGAUGAAGUACAACGGCUCCGAGUGGAAGGUUGUCUUCGGUCACCGGGUGCUCCAUCAGAGAAGGGUCGAUUAACUGUGAAGGAUAUUACGCUGCCUCUCAAGCAAGAAUACAUGCGCAAGCUGGCUGCGGACCAAAUAAGCGGCCAUAAUCUGGUUUGUCUGCUGAAAUACAAUGAAACCGUAUUGGCCACCCAGACGGCACCGACACUGCCUGGGCUACUAUCGGUGCGGUUUCCCGACGUGCUGCAGUUGAGUAAUGUGUUUGCUGAUUUUAAGAUUACAAUGGAAAUUUACGGAAUGCCUGCAUCACGAGAGGUGCUUCCGCACGAGAUCAAAUACCACAUCGCUGUAGGCAAAAAGAAGGCCGGUGGAGGCACAAGCAAAUUGCUGCACACACCCAAGGGCGUUAAGAGCAACUCCAGGCUUAUCAUGCCGCCAGUACAGUCUCCUGCCGGUCCGCAAGCAGUCCGAUCGCCCUCGCUUACGAUGUACGGGUUCAUUAUUUUUUCGUUGAAGGAGAUUCAGCGAACAAGCUGGACGCUCAAUCCCAUCGCUGGAUGUGCCAGUCCGCUCGAUGGUACGGUCAACAUGCGUGUAAAUUGCGAACUUGCUGUUACGGUUGACUAUCACGGUUUCCUCACCAUGUACGAGGACAUAUCGGGACUGGGCGCGUGGCACCGACGAUGGUGUCGGCUGCAACGUCACACGAUCAACUACUGGAAGUAUCCAGAUGAUGAAAAGCGAAAGGCUCCGAUCGGUAGCAUUGAUUUGCAGGGUUGCAGCACGCAACGUGUGGGAGUUGCGCCACGUGAUAUCUGCUCACGCCUAAACACGCUGAUGCUGGAAUUCCCGCGUCCCGCUCGGGAUGAUGACAUCGAAUCACUGAAAAUCGUCCGCCAUGGCAAGACCACUAUUGAACGGUAUUUGCUAUCGGCCGAUUCAAAGGAAGAACGGGACGAAUGGUGCGCCCAUCUGAACAAAACUCUAGCACUGCUCAAAGCGUGGGGCUCCAACAACUCCAGUUAG
Anopheles nili is the source of this 4092-nucleotide messenger RNA. RefSeq names its product anillin (gene scra). Gene Ontology annotation, cellular component: actomyosin contractile ring. The transcript is spliced from 9 exons. The record is from RefSeq and is a predicted model, not a curated record. Gene Ontology annotation, biological process: actomyosin contractile ring assembly; mitotic cytokinesis; septin ring organization. The coding region runs from base 1 to 4092 and encodes 1363 amino acids. Lineage: Eukaryota; Metazoa; Arthropoda; Insecta; Diptera; Culicidae.